AUGGAAGUCGUCGUUCGAUAUUGGAAUAGAUUCUUUAAAAACAAAUCUCUUAUAUCCCUCUUCCUCGCGUUUCUCGCUCACACGCCUACUCCUACUCCAGCCGCCGGCUUCGACUCCCGCCGCCUGCCGCCACCCCCCUGCUGCCACCUCCAGCCACCAUACCUGCUCGCACCGCCUGCUCUCCCUCUCACGCCGCCGCUCACGCUCCCGUCGCCCCCUCCGACUCCCGCCGCCUGCCGCCUGCCGCCAUCCCCUUCUCCUACCCCCUGCUGCCACCUCCGACUGGCAUGCCUGCCCGCACCGCUUGCUCUCCCUUUCACGGCCUCGCCCAGGCUCCCCCCCCCCUGCCGCCACCCCCUCUCCUACUCCCUGCUGCCACCUCCGGCCGUCAACACUGCCUCGCCACCUCCGCCCGUCAACACGCUCGCGCCACCUGCUCAGCUCCCACCGCCCGCUCCUGCUCCACCUCCUCAACACUGGCUCUCGCUGUUGAUACGAGACCGCCCAGAUCGACGACCUCGGCUCGCUCCGAUCAAAGUGGAAAGCUUUUAUGAUGCUCUGAUUAAUGAAGAAUUACGUCUGGAAGAGGAUGUCAUUCGCGCCAAUGAAGCCGAACUUCUGGCUGCCAUUGUUCUUCUCCCUCCAAUAGAAGAACCAGCCCCUUUAGCUGAAGUACCCAGUUCUUUGGGCGUUCUUGAAGCUUUUGAAGCUCCUGAAGGUCCUUCUGCAGAGAUCCUUGCCAGUUCUUUACCCGCUGUUACUUCACCAGCAGCUGCUGCUGUCUCCUCAUCUGCCCCUCUUCCCCUCAUUGAGCUUACGUCUCCUAGCAGCUCUGGUAAAUCGAUAACUGAACUUUCUAAGGGUAAACGCCCAAGGUGCAAACUUACCAGAGCUCCUCCAUCAAAAAGGAGGCUCAUCCUCCCUACUGACGAGCUAGUUUCAGAGGGUUUUGCUUCGGCUGACCUUCCUUCUGAUGAACCGACGUUGGCGGAACUCUAUCCUUCCCUUAGUUUUCCUGCCUCACCCUUCUCUAAUGUCAGUGCUUCUGGUGAUUCUUUGCCCCCCCAUCCAUUCCUACUUCCUCCUUCUCUGCUGGUCCUUCCACCAUUCCCGUUCUUCCCAUAUUACUAG
Zingiber officinale is the source of this 1131-nucleotide messenger RNA. Its product is annotated as pollen-specific leucine-rich repeat extensin-like protein 1. The transcript is spliced from 4 exons. The coding region runs from base 1 to 1131 and encodes 376 amino acids. NCBI's taxonomy places the organism in Eukaryota, Viridiplantae, Streptophyta, Magnoliopsida, Zingiberales, Zingiberaceae. The record is from RefSeq and is a predicted model, not a curated record.